Halteromyces radiatus is the source of this 936-nucleotide messenger RNA. RefSeq lists its product as uncharacterized. Lineage: Eukaryota; Fungi; Mucoromycota; Mucoromycetes; Mucorales; Cunninghamellaceae. The transcript has a single exon. The record is from RefSeq and is a predicted model, not a curated record. Bases 244 to 852 code for a protein of 202 amino acids.
UUCUUUUUUUUUUUUUUUUCUUUUUUUAAAUAAAAAAAAAAUUUGAUACCCUUUUGUUCUUUUUCUUUUAUUUUAUUUUUGUCUCUUUUUCCUGUUCCCUUUUUCUUUUUCUUCUUCUUCUCUUUCUCUUUCUUUUUUUUUUCUUUUCUUUUUUUUUUCUUUCUUCCUUUUAUCUAUUUAUUAUCUACCUCUUUUUUUUUAUUCUUCUUAUUAUCUACUUUGUAUCAUUCUAAUAGAUAUUCAAUGUAUAACGUUCCGUUUCAUCUUUCCAACUUUAAUCCACAGUCAUCACAGCAACAGCAACAACAACAACAACAACAGCAACAACCUCCGAAUACUGGUGUUGGUAUGGAUCGUAAACCUUUUAAUUCACCUUUAGCAACAACUUCUUCUUUGGAUUCAUCGCCUAUACCCACUGAUAUGCUACAACAAACGAGUGACCGAUCUUCUUCGUCGUAUCCAACGUUACCGCCAAGCUAUACUAACAACCCUUUAAACUCAGUCAGUCCAACCCCCAGUAACAAAAUACCAACAAUAAGUAAUACCAGUAACAUCAAUACACCUGGAAGACCUUAUGAUAUGUAUGAUACAACACCUAUUCCCUCCAAUUACAAACAACAACAACAACAACAAUCACCGCUCCCAAAACAAUCCACUUCAUCAUCAUCCAAAAGUAGCAAUGCGUAUUAUGCAAACAAUGAUGAUUGGACUCUUUCAUCUGCUCCUUCACCACAUCCAUCCUCAUCUGCCACAGCUUCCAAUAAUUUAGAUCAGGAUCUCAAUGAUAAUGGUGAUUAUGUAGUUUCUCCCAAUUCUGGUACAUUGGAUGACGAAUUACAACAACAACAGUAAGUAAAAAAAAAAAGGAUGAUUUGAAUUUCAGCGUAGUUGGCCAACACUAGAAAGUGUUUAUAUGGAACACGUGAGAGAAGGGAA